AUGCAGUCAUCGCAAUCAAACCUGCAGACUGGCCCUAAACCGAACUGGGUGCGAACGGGACUAUCGUGUGACCCAAUCGGGCGUAGUCUGGUGACGGGUGGAUCUCGGUGGACUCCUCUCUCGGGGCCAGAACACGCGGUGGGGCUCCACCUGUCACGCCCCUUUGGCGUCGUCAUUGGUGGACCGGAUCGUGUACCUGCAGCAGCCCACGCUAGUCCCGAUGGAGGCACACCAACCAAGUUUGACCUGCAGCCGCCCACUGGCCUCCUCGCAUUUCCCGUGACUGGCACACCCCCACCAAAACGAUCUUCGCUCGUUGUCUGGUCUCGUCAACAACCGUUCGCCCUUCUCGGUCCCCCGGUCCACCGGUCUCCCGCGUCUUUCGCUUUGACGAUUCUCGUCAGUCUCGAAGUCUUGACCUCCUCUACGACUGACAUUCACGCGGUGCUGUUCACAACGUGGUGCUUCGUACCAUCUUCAGAAGAACGGUGCAUGCGUCGGGUCCGCGUCAUUCCCAGUCAAUCUGUGCAGUGUGCACCACCCCUCAACCUCGCGAUUCUUCCUGAGGUUCUCCCUCCUCUCCGUGAACCACCACCCGGCAAACACCCCCAGAUUUUAAGGCUGGGACGACCACCAUCGCAGUUGACAUCCUCCUUAGCACGGAGACCGAACAUCUCCUCCGACCCGCGCAAUGGAUUAGGUGAUGAGUCGACACUCAUUUUCAUCCCAUUGAUUGGUGUUGCCUUGAUCUCCUCGACCGCGCAUGACGAGAUCAACCCCGUGUCAACAGAGGGGCCAUUGUUUGCUCACCACCCCCUUCGUGACCAGACACACAAGACCAAAUACAAUCACUCCUUAGAUCUCGAAUCCAUUCGUCUCUGGAUUUUCCAAUCUCACCAUCUUCGUCUCCAUUGCCGUUAG
Molecule: messenger RNA, 921 nt
Organism: Penicillium diatomitis
Lineage: Eukaryota; Fungi; Ascomycota; Eurotiomycetes; Eurotiales; Aspergillaceae
Exons: 4
Coding region: 1-921 (306 amino acids)
Source: RefSeq, a predicted model, not a curated record